This is a messenger RNA of Scaptodrosophila lebanonensis, 1248 nucleotides long. RefSeq names its product alpha-tocopherol transfer protein-like. The coding region runs from base 328 to 1248 and encodes 306 amino acids. The record is from RefSeq and is a predicted model, not a curated record. NCBI's taxonomy places the organism in Eukaryota, Metazoa, Arthropoda, Insecta, Diptera, Drosophilidae. Gene Ontology annotation, cellular component: membrane. The transcript has 3 exons. Gene Ontology annotation, molecular function: phosphatidylinositol bisphosphate binding.
AUCACAUUUCACAAAUCGGCAUCUGACUCUGACUAUAACUAUAUCUAUGACUGUGAGUGUGACUGUGUCUGAGAGUGGCACUUAAGUGGCCGGAUGUGCAUUGCUAUCAUUAUCCACAGAAAAACAGAAAAACGAAAUGGGCCAAUUCUGCAGGACCCCACCCUCCUUUAUUCAGUCAUGUAAUGUAUGGGUUUGUGUUUUCCCAGCACAACUCGCAUGCGUCUGAUAAGAUUAGAUUAAAGCUGUGCAUAGGCAAAUAAACCGAAUGCGUGGCGCGUUUUUCUUUUGGCCAAAUGUCAAACGCCACCUAACCGUAGUAGCGCCAGCAUGCGACGUCCUCUGUCACCCACACUGGCCAAGCUGGCCGAGCAGGAGCUGAACGAGACGCCCGAUCGCAUCCAACAGGACCUGAUUAUAUUACGCGUUUGGAUUAAGCAGCAGCCACACCUGCGAGCACGCACCGAGGACGAUUUCCUCAUUGCCUUCCUGCGACGUUGCCGCUACAGCUUGGAGGAGACCAAACGACGUCUCGACCGCUACUUCACUUACUACAAUUUUUUCCCCGAAGUAAUGAGCAAUCGUUGUGUCACUCAGCGCCUGCAGGACAUCAAUCGACUGGGGGUCUGUCUGUUUCCGGACAUGCCCAAGUGUGAUAAUCGCAGUGCGAUUUUUAUCGCUCGCUUUGGUCAAUUCGAUCCCAAUCAGUAUAUGCUUCGCGAAAUCUAUCAUUUCGCAUCCAUGGCCAUGGAAAUUGUUGCACUGGAGAAUGAUUACGCAUCGGUAGCGGGCAUUUGCGAAAUUAUCGAUUUAGAAGGUGUGAGUUCGGAUAAAAUUCGUCGCUUUGACAAGACUUUCUUUCGCAAGUGGUGGAAUUGGCUCUAUCACUGCAGUCCCUUGAAGGUUAAGGAGGUCUACAUUAUCAACAUGCCCAAGGAUAUACAGAGCACCAUUAUGUUCCUCUACAAUGUGCUGAGCCUGCAAGUGGACUAUCCAAUACGCGUGCUCAAGAACCCCGAGGAAUUGCACGAGCAUAUAGGGCGCGACUGUCUGCCGGAAGAGUAUGGCGGAACCAAUGGCCAUAUGGGCGAGUGCAUUGCUUACAUGGAAGACUUACUAAAUAUCUAUAGACGCUACUUUGAAAUGGACUGCAACUAUGGGACCAUUGAGGAGCUGCGAUCUGGCGAGAUUGCUAUGUACGAGGCUGAAUUCGGAGCUAGUGGUUCGUUUCGCCGUUUGAAUUGGGAUUGA